AUGGCAUCGUCGCUAAUCAUCUACCGCCGUAGCUUGAGAGCACUCUCCGCCCUCCACCAUUCCUUUUCAGCCACUUCAAUACUCCCAAUCAGCGGCCACAUUUCAUCAUCACCAUCAUCAUGUUCACGCCGGGAAUCGUCGCUGAAUACCAUCGGCGUUCAAUCGCGUUCAUUCAGGUCGACGUCAAUCUCUCUUCUGUCUUCUCGUUAUACAGAAACCCCCGACGAGAUUGGUCCUGAUACGAUCCUAUUCGAGGGUUGCGACUACAACCACUGGCUCUUCGUCAUGGAUUUUCCCAAAGACAACAAGCCUUCACCCGAAGAAAUGAUUCGUACCUACGAAGAGACUUGUGCCAAGGGUCUCAAUAUCAGUGUGGAAGAGGCAAAGAAGAAAAUUUACGCUUGCAGCACAACCACUUACACAGGCUUUCAGGCUGUGGUCACUGAAGAAGAAUCCAAGAAAUUCGAAAGUCUUCCCGGAGUCAUCUUUGUGCUACCUGAUUCCUAUAUUGACCCUGUCAACAAGCAGUACGGAGGAGAUCAGUACAUUGAUGGAACAAUCAUCCCUCGGCCUCCGCCAAUACAAUAUGGGAGAAACCAAGGAGGAAGACGGGACUUUAAUCGACAAGGACAAGGGAAUCCCUCUUACAAUAAUCAGGGUGGAAGAAACUUCGGACCUUCACAAAAUUACCCUCCCCAGCAAGGAUCACAAGGAUAUCCACCCCAACAGAGCCAUGGCCAAACAUCGCAAGGAUAUCCACCCCAACAGAGCCAUGGCCAAACGUCGCAAGGAUAUCCACCCCAACAGAGCCAUGGCCAAACAUCGCAAGGAUAUCCAUCCCAACAAAAUUAUUCACCACCACGUAACAUUGAUCAAGCACCACAGAAUUACUCCCAACAGCAAACCUUUGGUUCUGCUCCACCACAACAGAGCUUUGGAUCUCCAGGACAAGGAGAAAGAAGAAAUUAUGCGCCGCAACAGCACUUCGGACCACCGGGACAAGGGGAAAGAAGAAGUUAUGCGCCACAACAGAACUUUGGACCACCGGGACAAGGGGAAAGAAGAAAUUAUGCGCCACAACAGAACUUCGGGCCACCAGGACAAGGAGAAAGAGGAAAUUUUGCGCCACAACAGAACUUCGGACCACCAGGACAAGGAGAAAGAGGAAAUUUUGCGCCACAGCAGAACUUCGGACCACCAGGACAAGGAGAAAGAGGAAAUUUUGCUCCACAACAGAACUUCGGACCAACAGGGCAAGGAGAAAGAGGAAAUUUUGCUCCACAACAGAACUUCGGACCACCAAGACAAGGAGAAAGAAGAGACUCUGUGCCUAGUGAUGGUGGAUGGGAUUUCAAACCGUCAUAUAUGGAGGAAUUUGAACAGGUCGAUAAGGGAAAUCAAAAUGCCAAAGAACAGCCAGGUUCCCAACAAAGAUUUCCACCUCCUGGCCCGGGCAAUUUUCCCGGAGAGGGAAGGUAUUAA
Lathyrus sativus (Indian pea) is the source of this 1482-nucleotide messenger RNA. The record is from the annotation of a GenBank genome assembly. Lineage: Eukaryota; Viridiplantae; Streptophyta; Magnoliopsida; Fabales; Fabaceae.